This is a messenger RNA of Maylandia zebra (zebra mbuna), 7112 nucleotides long. It is a transcript of the gene atxn1b, whose product is annotated as ataxin 1b. Gene Ontology annotation, cellular component: nucleus. Gene Ontology annotation, biological process: negative regulation of transcription by RNA polymerase II; nervous system development. The record is from RefSeq and is a predicted model, not a curated record. Gene Ontology annotation, molecular function: protein binding; RNA binding. Lineage: Eukaryota; Metazoa; Chordata; Actinopteri; Cichliformes; Cichlidae.
GGGAGCUGGCGGUCUGGUGGCCUUGCAUAACACACGUUAGAGCAGCCUUGCACGUAGGUCUUGGUGUGAGCUCUAGAAGUGGGGAACUUCCUUUACCGUCAGCUCGUUGCAGGGGCAGCAUACCCUCCAAAAACCGGAAUUCAGAGGCAGAGACAGAGAGAGAGGGGGAACGAGAAGGAGGCAGAACAGGAGCAGCUUUACAGCACAGGCUCCAGGAGAGGAGAGCAGCACAAAGGAGAGAAACGGGAAGAGGAGUGCUACUAGGAAACACGUCUCUAACACAGACGCACACGCGCUGACAGGCAGGAAGAAUCCUCGGACAUGCUCUGCAAGCAGUGGCUGUGGUGAGACUGAUUCCCAUUGACAUUGUGGAAGAGGCGGCUCGAUCAGAGAUGAUUCCUCAUGAAGUCUUUGGGGCUCAUUUUGUGAGCAGGAAUGGCUCCGUCUUCUCCGGUGUGAGACCCUGAACAGUGAAAACAAACAACAGAGGCAGAGUCACCAAGCCCAGAGAGGCUGGCCCUGCAUAUAACCACUGAGGGGAGGUGAGAUAGAGAGAAAGUAGCCUCAGAGGGACCUAGAAGCAGUGCCAGGGAAUAUUAAAACUGCAGCGGCACAAUGAAAUCUAACCAAGAGCGAAGCAAUGGAUGCCUUCCUCCUAAGAAGCGUGAGAUCCUGGCUAUGGAGCAGAGGCCAGUGGUAGUAGCAACAGCAACACCACCUGCUGCAGUUGCGUCUGAUAGUCCCCACACAGAAAACCUAGCAUGGCUGGCCAGUGUAGCCAGUGAACGCUGCAAAUCCAGGGAAGUAGAUAGCCCUAGAUGUCCCAUCUCCUCUGCUUCCUCCUCUUCUCCCUCUACUUCUAUUCCUUCUUCAGCCACACCUAUAUCUGCCCUACCCUUGGCCUCUCUGCCUGCAGUUUACCCCGCAGCCCUACCCCAGCAAGCUGGAACAAUCCAGUUUGCUCAACUGGGACCCAAUGUUCAGUUCAUCAGCUCUGGGCCCUAUGCAGGAUACAUAUCCUCUCAUAUUAUUUCAACAAAUGCUAAUACUGUGCAAAACAGCUCGACCAUAGUCGGACAGCGUCCCCAGCUGGAUGGUUACACCACUGCCCUUAUCUCGCCCAACACCAAAGGGGAGCAGCAGUUUCAAAUAGGCCUCUCCCCCACUGAACUGGCCCCCGUGUCACUCCCAAGCUCUCCUCAAGUCACCAGCCAGUACAUCCAUCUGGACAGCAGAGCACCUCUGACUGUCAGCGGAAAUGCCGUCGCCUCACCUACGGCCCAACUUCAGCUCCACCCUCACACAGCCGUCCUCCCCCAGACGCUUACGCUUGCUCCUUCCCAGCUCGUGGUCCAGUAUGCAGAUGGUUCUGCUGGAAAGAAACCAGAAGGGCACGCUAAGGCUGUGCUGAAUGGGGAAGUGGAAGCAGCCAAACAGGCAAAAGCCACUAGUCAGCCAGCAAACCAUCAGCAGGUGCAGAGUUAUGAGGCCAGACAUAUCCUCCUACCUGCUGACUAUGGCCAAAACCCUGCAGGACUCCAGACCUCUUUGGUGCUUGUGGCCCAGCCCAACCAUGGAGUUGAGCACGAAACUGGCUCAAAUAAGAUCUCUUUAGUCCAGACUGAGAAAGGAGGGAUUUGCUUGGGAAAGCCAGUGUCCAGACCUUCGUCUUUUGCCUCCUUUUCUUCGUCAGAAGUGGUGAAGUCUGUUGCUCCACAUACUGUCAUCCAGACCACUCUACCCCCUGACGAGAUGCCAGCCAGUCUCUACUCUUCCACACAGGCACCGAUCAUUGGCUAUAUCACAAGUGCAAACCAGCAUACUGUCAGCUACCACGCAGCACUGCCUCCGCACCUGGUCAUCCCGAGUGGUCAGUCCCUUCUCAUUCCAGUCAGCAGUUCCAAUAACUGCACAGAAAUGGAGGUUAGUCGUACUGUAAGUGCCCUCACCUCCACUACUACCCCUCAGAUAUCCACCGCCAUGCCUCAUGCCUAUCUGGCCACAGCCCUGUCCAAGUGUGAGGCACUAGGGCCAGAUGGAAAUCAACCACCCAACGCAGUUGCUCAGGCUCCAGCAUUGUCAGUACUGCCUUCAAACCCGAUUCCUGCAGUGGUGGCUACUCCCUCCCCGACUCCCACUCCGGUUCCCGCUUCUGUCCCUGCUGCCAUCCAGGCCUCCCCCUCGGUUUCCGCUUCCGCCUCUCCUGUGGCGCUUCCUCCUUUCUUCAUGCGGGGCUCCAUCAUCCAGCUGGCCGAUGGAGAGCUGAAGCGUGUGGAGGACCUCAAGACAGAGGACUUCAUCCAAAGCGCUGAGAUUAGCAGCGAGCUCAAGAUUGACUCCAGCACCGUGGAGCGUAUUGACAAUGGUCAAAGUCCUAAUGCUGUGGUUAUACAGUUUUCUGUAGGAGAGCUCAAAGCCCAGGUGUGUGUGGAGGUGCUGGUGGAGUAUCCUUUCUUUGUCUUUGGCCAGGGCUGGUCAUCGUGCUGCCCUGACCGGACCACACAGUUGUUUGAGCUGUCCUGUGCUAAGCUCUGUGUGGGGGAUGUGUGUGUGUCUCUGACCCUCCGUGGCAUGAGGAAUGGUUCUCUAACAGACAGCUCAGCUUUGGGGAAAAAGCUAAAGCCUGGCCACCUCUCUGACUCCUGUCACAACAUGGAUCCCAAUCUAAGGAACAGUAUGAGUGCAAACUCUGUGGGCAGUAACAACGGUCUUCUCAUGAAGGCUUCCAAUGGAGACAGACUGGAGAGGCAGCAGGCCACUGGUCCGGGACCAGGAGUAGAGCUACCAGCAGGAUUGGGAAUACUUCCAGGACAGGCAGAAGGGAUCUACAGAGCUGGACCUGUGCUGGCAAUCUCUGGGACUGGAGACAUAAGACAGGAAUCAGUGAAAACAGACAUGUCUACUCUGUCUAAACAACAAUGCAGUGAGACAGAGAGACCUGCAGUCCGCAAGAGACGCUGGUCAGCACCGGAGCGAGACCAGACUGAGAGAGCUGAGGACGAGCCUCCCGUGACUCUGCCCAAACCUUCCUUCCUUCCUCACGAGGUCAAAAUCAGCAUAGAGGGCCAUUCACGUACAGGGAGUGAAAGAUGCUUGAACAAAAGAGUAGACUGUUGAGAGAAUUUUAAACACCUGCAAGAUGCGUUGUGUUUAGUCCCCACCCCCAACCUCCUUCUUGUUUCUCUCUAUCCAGACUACUGUAAUAUAAGACUAAGUUUACGCAGUAUUUACAUGUUUUCUUUUCUUUCAUACAAGUCUGAUACAUAUAAUUAAGGACAGCGGAGUACCUUCAUAAGUGGUAUCACACACAAGAUCAGUGCAAUCAAUGCUGAAAGCAAAAAUGAAUGCAGAGUGAAUGUUGAGUACGAAUGGCUGGCACACAUCUGAGAGUCAUUAGGUUUGCGUGUCACAUAUCAUAAGCUGGCUCUCCGUUGGAGAUGGACUUUAAACAUGGUGGAUGCAGGUCAGUUAACCAUUUAACAAGAGCAAGCACAAACCCUGACGUCAGUGUUUAGAAAGUUUGGUUGUGAUUCACUGUUAAUUUGGUGUGUUGUGGUGCAAGGGAGUCGAAGAGAGACCUUCUGAUGUUUUGAUGAGAACGCUCAGUCAUAACAACGAUAAACUCUGAGUUUUAGUUGUUGUUUUUUUUCAUGCCGUUACAAAUCCAUAUGCUACUGCAGGUGGCCUUGUCUGUGUAUGUGUGUGUGCGUCACUGACUGUUUGUGCCUGAGCGUUGGUCUCUGUGUGUGUGAUUUUUUUUUCCAUGUCUGUUAAACAGACCACAGGAUUAAAGCGUACAUGUUGCUGGAAGCUAUGAGCUCAGUUGUUAACCUGUAAAUCAAGACUGAUAAGGCCUGAAUGUAAACCACUCAGUCUGUCCUCAGUACUGACUCGCGUUUUCCACGCCACUCACAAGAUAAGGUGACGGCAGCUGCACAUAGAUGCAUUCCUCUGGUAAAGUUCCUUUGUUGACUUUGCCUCAAUACCUUGACCUUGAGUUUUAGUCUCAUACUUUCAGCGAUUGCGUGCUUCACUAAAUUACAUCUGUCGUUAGCUGUGGCUGCUGUGUACAGUGUUUCAGAUCCAUACAAACAGAGAUAAUUCAAGUUUCAGCUAAUUCCUGUGUGGAUUGAGCCCUAAUACUGCAAUGCAAAACAUAGCUGGCUAACUGCAUUAACUAAUGAGGCACCCGGAAGACACAGAGCAACAUUCAUUUGGGGUGUUUUUCAGACAGCCAGGAAGACGUUAAGUCCACUUUAUCAUACUUUUUAGCUUUUUUUUGUAACCACUUCCUGAAGAGUAUAUCUGGCGCUUGCUAAUCUCUGCAUCACCAGCUAGUUGCUGAGAUGCUUGUCUGCUGUUUGGUGCCGGACGAGUACAAGCUAACUGAAAUCAGCUGCCAGUAAGAGUGUAGAGAGUAUGUUGCAGGCCACAACUGCACAAUAUUAAACUGAACGAUGCUGAACAGCUCUGUGGCUCUCUUAUUAUUGCAGUGAGCUUGCUUUCAUUACAGAAUCUAUGGCCUUAGAUCUAUAGUAUGUAUGUAGUUCACAGCAGCACAUGGUUCUUUGGGUUUUUCUGUUAAAAACCUUAAAGGCGGUGUGCCUUUCUUAAGCCCAUACAUGUAUUUCAGAGCACUGCUGUUCCGAUUAAAACAGCAAACUUUACUUUCUGACAGUAGAUUAGUGGACAUGUUAUUUCUUUCCUAAAGAAAUAUCCUACAAUUCAUACUCAGGAACAAUAUAUGUCUGUGUGCAUGUGAGCAGCCAGUGUAUGCUGUGUGUGUGAGUGUGUGUACGGCCUGAAACAAUGUUGUUUGUCCACAGUCAUGUGUACAUGUGUGUUUUGACAGCAGCACUUUGAUGAAGCGUCCGAAUGGAGUGUGGUGGCAGUGUCCCUCCUACUCAGCUACUAUGAGAUAUUAUGAGAAUAACUGACUGUUUUUCAUCGCAUCGCAUGUCCUAAAGGUUUAUCACUGAGAGAGAGAGAGAAAGCAUUAUAUAGCGGAGCAGGGAAUGUAAACACACAUUGGGUAAACUUUAUUUUUGAUGAUUUAUGGAGCUACUAUUCAGAGAAAGAAAGAGAGAAAUGCAGAGUUAACUAGCCAGCUAGUGUUGAUCAUGUACAGUGCAUUGUAAUCUAGAAAGUGUACAGUGUGUAUUUAACCCUUAUGUAGCCUAUGUACUGUAUGUGCCACGGCACCUCCUUCUUCAAUCAUUCCAUUAAUGCACCAAAACCAAGUGGUCCUAUCGUUUCCGUCACUUCUGGUAUUGAUCAAAUGUCAAUGAAUGUGCUAUACAUCUUCAUAAUUAGGGCCUCCUCAGACGUAGUUUGAUUUGCACACUGCAACGUUACAGUAUGUGUGAAUAUGGACUGCAGUUUCUCAUAAUAGCCAUUGAACUCCUAAAAGGGGUUUAUUGUAAACCCAAGUAACCAGACUGUUCUGUUUGUGUUUGACUGCUCAGGCUAAACACUGCCCAGUGACUGUUCUCCAAAGCUACGUGGUCUUAUAUCCUACUCACUGUUACAAAGCAGAGCUCCUGUUUGAUCCAUUUCCUUUUCCUAGCCUGGCCCAUGUUUGUAUUUUCCUAAAGCAAAUUAUUUUUCAACUGUAAGGACUCCAUGACACAGGAAAAACAUAUUUGAAAUGUCAAGUUAAUGUUUAAAGGAAAAAAGUUUUUUUUUUAAACUUUUUCUUAUUGUCAACAAAUCUCUUCGCUGCCCCCUGUCUGUGGCAUCAAACUAUACUCAUUUCUACUGAAUAGUUGGUGUUAAAGCUAAAUCAUAGUUUAUAUUUCAUUGGACAUAAAUUAGGAACUGAACCAUAUGGACAAAAGUACCAGACCACUGCACAUUGGACCUACAGGAGCUGCUCGGCCACGGAAACCCAUGCUAUGAAGCUCCACUUUUGAAUGUUAGUCACGAUUUCCUUUGAUUACGAAUUGUCAUGUUUUUUUCACGUGUUUUUGUUGACAAUAAGAGAAACAUGUUACCAGUCUUAACGUCAAAAGCCCUGCAGAGUCACACAGUUAUUGUUGUUAGUCAGUCCUCUACUCAGCUGUGCGUGCUGUGAAUUAAAUGGUGUGUAUUAAUAAAGGUAAAUAAAGGUGGACAUCACCACACUAACGGGGGCGGAGUUUGUACUUGAAAGGUUGGUCUGCACUUGUAACCACACGUGUAAGCGCUUUACUGCAAGUUCAAGACCAUUGGUUUCCCCCCACAGCAGCCAUUAUGACACAAAAUGACACGUAAACGCAGAAAUCACAUGAAUUAUAACGCCGCACCUAAACAGAACAGAUGGUUCAAUAAUGUCAAUAAUAACUCCUGCGUUUUCCAGCUAAUUCAUGCCAGAAUGGCUGCUGUGAAGUAGGUCUAUAUCACACUGUUGGAAAGGUUUAGUAAUAAUAUAGAUCCAACCCCUUUAACUCUAAUUUAUAUUCUAAAGAUGGGCCCCUUAGAAUAUGUAAUUUUCACAGCUGUUCUGUACAAUGUUGAAUAUGGCAUAUAGGUGCUGCAUUGUGGUGAUCUAUGGAAUUGCACUUUGACAUAUAGGUGUGUGUGUGCGCGUGUGUGUGUGCGUGGGGAGGGGUGAAAGCGUAACUGAUAAACACAAGUAAUGUACAGCAUGUCUGGGAGGAAUUGUACGCUACCUGUACAACAUCUCAGCGAUUUGUAAAUAGCCAAAGUCUUCCAUUCUAACGUUGGUAUGACCUUGUUGCCAGUGGAGAGGAAAAACACUGAUCCCCAUGUACAGACCUUUAAAGUGACAUUUUAUUUCUAUAAAUACUUCAUCAUUUAUUUGACAAGGAUACAAGAUACCGCUUCACCUAAGAUAUUUUCUUUUUGCACCAGCUCAAAAACCCAGGAAAUAACGGGAGUCAAAGACUAAAAUAAAAAAAUAAAAAAAAAUUUUUUUUUGUAAUUUGGGUCUGUUUGGAUAAAUCUUAGCUAAGAUAGAGUAUGUCCUAUAUGCGUACAUUAUGUAGUAAGUAUCAAUAAUGUUCCUUUAUUUUGAUGGUGUUGAUAUUUGCUAGUCAGAAAACUGUUAAAUCUUUACUCCAAAUGUUUGAUUUUACAUUUGAUCAAAUAUAUUCAAAGAAAUAAAGAGAUGA